UCGUCUCUUCUCUCUCUUUUUUCUCUUUCUCUGUCUCUUUCUCUCUCUCUCUCUCUCUCUCCGUUGGAAUUAAAGUAUUGGGAGUGAGUGUGAAGGCGCAUUAAAUGUUCUGCACCGACUCCCGGUCGCCGGAAUCUUCGUCACUUCCCGCAUUUCACGCCGGAUUGUUCUGCAGCGCUCGUUUCUUCGGGUAGGCUCGUUUCGGGGAAGCGAUUCUUGUGAAUCCUGUUUGUCGCAUUUGAGCUCGUGAAGCGACUGUUUUGUUUUUCAGAUUCUUACUCUGCGUUUUCCUUGCUUUAAUCGCUUUAAUCGUCUGCUCUUUCCGGAAAUUUGGCCUUUUUCUUUUUUUCGUUUUCCCUCGAGUUGUGCUUUCGACUUUGAAGAAUGCCGCUGUGCAUUGUGUUGGUGGGUGUUUAGCCGGCGUCGUUUGCUAAUGUGGUUGCCGGAUUGGGUGUGGUAGACUGCUAGGGUUUUUCUAUAGUGGUUUUUUUCUGUGGUUUUUGCUGGUGGCCGUUUCCUGGUCGCAAUUUCUAGCCGUUACGAGCAAAAAAGUCGUGGCGUCGUAUUUAAGCAAACAUUAUGUGUGUGUUGUGUUUCUGCAGACUUUUGGAGGAAGGAUUUAGGAAUUGUUAGUCUUUUGCUCGCCAUUCUUCAGUUCUUGGACUUCAUUGUGUUUCCUCUCAAAAUUAGGGAAGCUUGUUUGGUGGGUUUAUUUUGGUGUCUAUUAUCAGGAGGGGAAAUCUCUGUUGGAUUCGUUUAAAACCAUUUAAUGUCUUAGUUCGUCUGCAUUUUACUGAUAUCCUGAAAAUGAGAAGUGUACUUGCUGUUUUCUUGUUCAUUUGUUUGUCUCCAUUCUUGGUGAAAUCCUUGAGCCCUUCUUUGAAUGAUGAUAUUCUGGGUUUGAUCGUGUUCAAAGCCGAUGUUCGUGACCCUGAUGGGAAAUUGAGUUCAUGGAACGAAGAUGAUGACAGUCCGUGUGACGGUUGGGUAGGGGUGAAAUGCAACCCUAGAUCCAAUCGAGUAACAGACCUUACUCUUGAUGGCUUUGGCCUUUCAGGGAAACUAGGCAGAGGUCUUCUUCGAUUGCAGUUUCUGCAGAAGCUUUCAUUUGCCAAAAAUAAUCUGACGGGAAGUUUAAGCCUCAGCCUUGGUCAGCUGCCUGAUCUAAGAGUUCUUGACUUGAGUGAGAAUGCCUUAUCUGGGUCAAUUCCAAGUGAUUUCUUUUCCCAAUGUGGAGCGUUGAGAUCUAUUUCCUUGGCUAGAAACAAGUUUUCAGGCCCAAUUCCGGAGAGUCUAGGUUCGUGCUCCACUCUUACUUCCCUUAAUUUCUCUGGUAAUCAGUUCUCUGGUCCAUUGCCCUUGGGAAUUUGGUCGAUGACUGGGAUUAGAUCACUUGAUUUGUCUGAUAAUAUGUUAGAUGGUGCAAUUCCAAAGGGUAUUGAAGUUUUGAACAAUUUGAGGGUAAUCAGUUUGAGAAACAAUAAGUUUACUGGUGAGGUUCCUGAUGGAAUUGGUAAUUGUUUGUUGCUGAGAUCAAUUGAUAUGAGUCAAAAUUUGCUUUCUGGUGAGAUUCCAAGCACAAUGCAGAGGCUUUCUUUGUGCAAUGAUCUAUGUUUAGGUGGAAACUGGUUCACGUCUGGGGUGCCCACGUGGAUUGGUGACAUGAGAAGCCUUAAGACUCUUGAUCUUUCUGAUAACAAUUUCACAGGUCAACUCCCAGAUUCCUUGGGGAAGCUUCAGUCGUUGAGGAUUCUCAAUACAUCCAAGAAUGGGCUCACGGGAAACUUGCCUGAAUCUAUGAGCAACUGCCUGAAUCUAAUGGCUGUUGACAUUAGUCAUAAUUCUCUAACAGGAAAUAUUCCUUCUUGGGUGUUCAGACUUGGUUUACAGCAAGUCUUGUUUUCUGGGAAUGGAUUAAGUGGUAGCAUUGACGAUGCUUUAGCCUCAUCAACAGUGAGCUCUCAGAAAAACCUUGUGAUUUUGGAUAUUUCCCAGAAUAAGCUAUCUGGUGCAAUUCCAAAUGCCGUUGGAGCUUUUGGCAGCUUGCGGUUUCUGAGUCUGGCUAUGAACUCUUUUGUUGGCAGCAUUCCUCCUAGUAUUGGACACUUGAAAUUUUUAAAUAUUCUCGACUUGAGUGAAAAUCGGCUGAAUGGAAGUAUUCCUUCAGACAUUGAAGGACUCACAUCCCUCGAUGAACUGAGGCUGCAAAAGAACUCUUUGGCUGGCAGCAUUCCUCUAUCGAUUGGAAACUGUGCUUCACUUAGAUUCUUGUACCUCAGUCAUAAUGAAAUAACUGGUCCCAUCCCGUCCUCCCUCGGAAAACUCCCUAACCUACAAAGCGUCGAUUUCUCUUUCAACAAACUGACAGGAGCCCUACCUAAGCAGCUUGCGAAUCUUGUAAGCCUCAAGUCAUUCAAUAUUUCACACAACCAGAUAGAAGGUGAACUCCCUGCUGGUAGCUUUUUCAACACCAUUGAUCCAUCGUCUGUAUCAGAUAAUCCCUCUCUUUGCGGGGCUGCAGUCAAUAGAAGUUGCCCCACAGUUCUUCCCAAACCAAUUGUUCUUAAUCCAAACACUACUGAUACUGUGCCGGGAACUGCACCUGAAGCAUUUGGUCGUGGGAAGAGAAUCCUCAGUAUCUCUGCCCUGAUUGCUAUCGGUGCUGCUGCUGCUAUUGUCAUUGGUGUAAUAGCUAUCACCGUGCUCAAUCUUCGCGUACGGUCUGCCUCUUCUCGAUCCGCUGUGGCUCUCGCUUUUUCUGGCGGUGAUGACUUCAGCCACUCACCAUCUACAGAUGGGAACUCUGGGAAGCUUGUCAUGUUUUCAGGUGAUGCCGAUUUUAGCACUGGUGCACAUGCCCUUCUCAAUAAAGAUUGUGAACUUGGAUGUGGGGGAUUUGGUGCUGUCUAUCGGACUAUGCUGAGAGACGGACGGUUUGUUGCCAUUAAGAAGCUAACUGUAUCUAGCCUAGUCAAGUCCCAGGAAGAUUUUGAAAGGGAAGUAAAAAAAUUGGCAAAAGUUCGUCAUGCCAAUCUUGUGGCACUUGAUGGAUAUUACUGGACCCCCUCAUUGCAGCUUCUCAUUUACGAAUUCGUUUCAGGUGGAAAUUUGUACAAGCAUCUUCAUGAGGGAUCUGAUGGAACCUAUCUGUCUUGGAAUGAAAGAUUUAAUAUUGUCGUUGGGGCUGCAAAAGGCUUAGCUCAUUUACACCAAAUGAAUGUGAUUCACUACAACUUGAAAUCAAGCAAUAUAUUGCUUGACGGCUCUGGUGAACCUAAAGUUGCUGAUUAUGGUUUAGCUAGGCUGCUGCCGAUGUUGGAUAGGUAUGUGCUGAGCAGCAAGAUUCAGAGUGCUCUUGGUUACAUGGCACCUGAAUUUGCAUGCAAAACAGUCAAGAUAACUGAGAAAUGCGAUGUUUAUGGCUUUGGUGUCUUGGUCUUGGAGAUAGUCACUGGGAAGAGGCCUGUUGAGUACAUGGAGGAUGAUGUUGUGGUUCUCUGCGACAUGGUUCGGGGAGCACUCGAAGAAGGAAAAGUUGAAGACUGCGUUGAUAGUCAGCUGCAAGGAAAAUUCCCUGCCGAGGAGGCAAUUCCAAUGAUGAAACUAGGCUUGAUCUGCACAUCCCAGGUGCCUUCAAGCAGGCCCGACAUGGCGGAAGUAAUUAACAUAUUGGAGCUGAUACGAUGCCCUUCUGAAAGCCAAGACGAAUUGGGAGAUUCCAGUUAACCACCAUUAGGAACUUGGAUCUUGCAGUAGCAAUGGCUGAUCCGGCGAACAAGAAUCCGGUAACUGAUUUCAUUACUUCUAUGUAAGGAGAAGUCACAUUUAGGCUCUUUUGAAUUCUUUGUCUCUCUCAGUUUCCUGUUUUCCUUCCUUUUGUGUUUUUCAUAACGUGAUUUUUGGUGCACUAGUUGUUAAGUUUAUGCAGUUUAGUUCUUCUCCAUGUCAUGUCACACUUGGUUUCUGGAUUCUUUUUCACCGGCUUAAUUCAGGACCUUGUUCUUAACAUCAAAUGCUGAUUCUUGCCUCCUAUUACUUACUGCUAUUUGGAAUGGGGGCAAACUUGGUAUUUACUAUUUAGGGUUUUGAUCAUUUGUGUGGAAGAUACUAAGGAGCAUGUGAAAAGCUAAGCACAAUGAGCUGUCAGUCAGUCAUUGUGUCACCAACACAGAUGCAAUUAAGGCACAAUUAAAGGCCAAUAAAAUAAAUAAAACACUAAUUGGCAUUUCCAUGCAUCACCCUUGCACAUGGUAUAUUAAUUGUAGCUUGGUUUAAUUUAUUUGUGCUUUUCCAUAUACUAUAUAGGUUAGCUUUAUCAACCAUAUUUGAAUAUGCUGUGGUGCAGUGCAGCCAUGGUUGGCCAAUACAAUCAUGUCACUCUGUUGCACUUGUCAGCAGAAAAUCCACUAAUUUAAAAAACACACUUAUUUUGUUGUCAAAUUUGAUUCUUGCAUGAUGUACAGAAAUGAUGCCUGAAUAGAAUGGUUCCU
Molecule: messenger RNA, 4490 nt
Organism: Andrographis paniculata
Lineage: Eukaryota; Viridiplantae; Streptophyta; Magnoliopsida; Lamiales; Acanthaceae
Product: probable LRR receptor-like serine/threonine-protein kinase IRK
Exons: 3
Coding region: 808-3726 (972 amino acids)
Biological process (GO): protein phosphorylation
Molecular function (GO): protein kinase activity; receptor serine/threonine kinase binding; ATP binding
Source: RefSeq, a predicted model, not a curated record